Silurus meridionalis is the source of this 1852-nucleotide messenger RNA. It is a transcript of the gene tnfsf10l4, whose product is annotated as tumor necrosis factor (ligand) superfamily, member 10 like 4. Gene Ontology annotation, molecular function: tumor necrosis factor receptor binding. Lineage: Eukaryota; Metazoa; Chordata; Actinopteri; Siluriformes; Siluridae. Gene Ontology annotation, cellular component: membrane. The record is from RefSeq and is a predicted model, not a curated record. The transcript is spliced from 6 exons. The coding region runs from base 439 to 1335 and encodes 298 amino acids. Gene Ontology annotation, biological process: immune response.
GACCUACCUGACCGGGUGGUCCUCAUGGAUCGUUUGACAGCCGGCUCAGAGCUGACCAAUGAGAUUCAGCCCAUCUCCGAUUUGUCCAAUCAGAUUGAAACAGGAAGAGAUGGCGUGUAGGAUGUUUGAAGGUUUCACAAUACUCGACAACACCGAAGACGUUCUUCAGGUCAUUCAGAAUUUCUGUGCAGAAACUUCCGUGUUCAGGUGAACAGCCCGCCUACCGAGGGAUCUCAUUGUAGACUGAUGGAGGUCUGAUUUGACUCCUGUGGGAAUUUCCGAAAUAACAACAUGUAGACGGAAGUGUGUGAGCAGACCUACAACCUCUCCCCCGGUCUGUCACUUCCACACAGAGAGAGAGAGAGAGAGAGAGAGAGAGAGAGAUGUACUUUCACUUUCUAUCCGACAUGCUCAUUCCCCUCCGCCUGCACACCGAACAUGACAUUAAACAUUCAGAGUAGCGCCGGUAAUAACGCCUGUUAUAACCGCAUCCACAAGGCCCUGAGCGCUGACACCAAACCGCGGGGGAUUCGAGCCCUCCUACUGCUGACUGCGGUUCUGGGAGCUGAAACUUUCAUCACAGCCGUGCUGCUGUACAGCUUCACCCGAGAGCUACACACGACCACUAAAUCUCUGGACCAUGACGUCUUCCCAACCGAGUGUCUCCAGGAACAUGGCGGAGAUCCAGCAGUGUGGCACAGCGCAGGCCUGGCAAGUUGCGAUCUCAUGAUGCAAGAGUUCCAGAACAGCGUGAAUAUGAGACUCCUGCUGGAUAUUCGCAACUCCCUGUGGCAGAGUUUAGGAGACCACAACAUCACCCAGGUCUUCAAACCUGCGAUACACGUCGGCGCGAAGCAGGAGCUCAAACAGCAUCACCAUCUGCAGAGAGCAGGUCUGAAUAAUAUCCUCCCAAAUGGUGAUUCUCAGGAUCCCUGUCUCAUGUUCGAGCGUCUUCACUGGGAUGUCCUGAGUGGACAGAGCAUUCAGGAGGGCCUGAUGAUCCUCAGUCCUGAGGGAGAAAUUGUGGUUCCUCAAGAUGGGAUUUAUUUCAUUUACUCACAGGUUCAUUUUAUAACCUCGCACACGAGACCUGACCUCCAGCUGGUCCAGUACCUGCUCAAGAGUACAGUGUUGCACCCGGAGCCAACGAUGCUCGGCAAAGCUGGUCUGAGUCGGCGUCUCGGUUCCGAGCCCAGUAUGGGUCUGUUAUCCAGCCACCAGGGGGCGUUGUUUCAUCUUGAGCAGGGAGAUAGGCUCUCACUGUUUGUGAGCAACAUGUCUGCCGUUCUCCUUCAGCCAGAGGCGACGUACUUUGGGGCAUUUAAAAUAGACUGAUAAGGUGUAGACAGGAGUGCAGUAGCCCGAUGAUACUAAGCCUGUGGCUGGACAACAGAAGCCUCUGACUGGCUACUACAAAAUCCAGCCGUAUAGAUUUUGUAUCACUUUGUUAAUAGACAAUAAAUCUAUGGAUCAUGUAAAGAACACACAACACCAAAUUUAACCGUGUACAUAUUAUGCAGCAAUAGCAUAAACAAUGAUUUAGCUAAAAUAAAUAAAUAAAACAAAGAAUGAUCAGCAUAGUAACACUAGCAUGCUAAUAAACACUACCUGGGUAUACUGGGAUAAUGUGUACCACAUACCAAACCAGUCAACGUAACACUAACUUUAAUCCAGAUCUAUAGUGAUAAUGUAAGCCAGAGGAGAUUUACUAAUAUAUACAUGUUUUACUGAAUAUUUACACAUUAUAUAAAGAUAAAACAUGUAAUCAAGUAAAACAUGUUUUAAAUAUUUAAAUAAUGGGGGGGAACAAAAACCUGAGACUUAGUUAUAUAAAAAUAUAAUCUAUUAUCUU